AUGAACUACCCAUAUCCUGCACCUGCACCUGAAAAAAAGAGACGGUAUAAGCCUGGCACAGUGGCGCUUCGAGAAAUCCGGAAAUACCAGCGUUCUACAGACUUGUUGAUCUCAAAGCUUCCUUUUGCACGUGUGGUCCGUGAGGUAGCGGAUGAAUUUAUCGAGGCCAACUAUGACUCCAGUGCUAGUGCAGUGGGUCUACGAUGGCAAAGUUCUGCGAUUCUUGCGUUGCAGGAAGCGACAGAAGCCUACCUGGUCCACCUGUUUGAAGAUGCGAACUUAUGUGCCAUCCAUGCCAAGCGUGUAACGAUCAUGCAACGUGACAUCCAACUAGCACGUCGUAUUCGAGGUGUUUGGGGCGGUAUGGGGUAA
Molecule: messenger RNA, 372 nt
Organism: Malassezia pachydermatis
Lineage: Eukaryota; Fungi; Basidiomycota; Malasseziomycetes; Malasseziales; Malasseziaceae
Product: histone-fold-containing protein
Exons: 2
Coding region: 1-372 (123 amino acids)
Cellular component (GO): nucleosome
Molecular function (GO): structural constituent of chromatin; protein heterodimerization activity; DNA binding
Source: RefSeq, a predicted model, not a curated record